This is a messenger RNA of Selaginella moellendorffii, 983 nucleotides long. RefSeq names its product pyridoxal phosphate homeostasis protein. Lineage: Eukaryota; Viridiplantae; Streptophyta; Lycopodiopsida; Selaginellales; Selaginellaceae. The transcript is spliced from 8 exons. The record is from RefSeq and is a predicted model, not a curated record. Bases 29 to 796 code for a protein of 255 amino acids. Gene Ontology annotation, cellular component: intracellular anatomical structure. Gene Ontology annotation, molecular function: pyridoxal phosphate binding.
UACGCUCGAGGUUUGUGGUGAUUUUCCAAUGGAGGGAGAGGACGCUGCUUCUUCCAUGGACAUGGCGGCUAGGGCUCUUCCGGCCGCUGCCGCCGUGCAAGCUCUUCGAUCGGUCUACGAGCGUGUGAGAGUGGCAGCUGAGCGCUCCGGGCGAUCGGCCUCCCAGGUCAAUGUGGUAGCAGUGAGCAAGACGAAGCCAGUGUCGCUGAUUCGAGAGGUAUACGACGCUGGGCAUCGGCAUUUUGGGGAGAAUUACGCGCAAGAAUUCAUCGAGAAGGCUCCUCAGCUUCCCAGUGACAUUCGAUGGCAUUUUAUUGGACAUCUCCAAAGCAACAAGGCAAAAUCCCUUGUAGCCAACGUUCCUCAGUUAUAUAUGGUGGAAGGGAUUGACAACUUCAAGGUGGCGAGUCUCUUGGAUCGAGCAGUGUCGCUCCUUCAAAGGAAUCCUUUGAAAGUCCUGGUUCAAGUAAAUACCAGUGGUGAAGAAUCAAAGUCGGGAGUUGAGCCUUCGGCGUGUGUGGAACUUGCGAAGCAGAUCAAAGCGGACUGUCCGAACUUGGAGUUUUCAGGAUUGAUGACAAUCGGUAUGCAGGAUUACACAUCAACGCCAGAAAAUUUCAAGGCUCUUCUAAAUUGCAGAGAAGACGUCUGUAAGGCACUCGAAAUUCCGCAGAGCUCUUGCGAGCUUUCCAUGGGAAUGUCCGGUGACUUCGAACAAGCGAUCGAGAUGGGAAGCACCAACGUGAGGAUUGGAUCCACAAUCUUCGGAGCUCGAGAGUACCCAGCAAAGAAAUAGAAAUGGAGGCAAUACACCAAAGAUCGUCAAGAACAAGCACACGAGGAAAUUCGCAGUACAGAAUCCAUCAAAGGAUCAAAGGAUCGGAAUUUAUGGAGAGAGCAAAGCUUUUGGAGAACUUAUCUUAGUCAAGAUCACGAAAACUUGUCCAUAUCCCAAAGCGCUAUAAACUUCCCCUGACACGAAA